AAAGAAAAAGUAGUAAAUAUUUUUCGUGCUUGUUUUUUAAUUGUUACUUAAUAUUUUAUCCAAAACCUCAAUAAAUAAGGCCAUAAUUAAACAUGAAAAAAAUAUUGUUAUUAUAUUGAGUAUUUUUUAACAUAGAAAAAGGUUUUAUUCAUCGUGAAAUCGGGCCAGCUAUAUGCAUUUGAGCCAUGGUCAAGAUUUGCUGUGUAGACAGCUGCAACGAUACAAAAGACGAUGUUACAUAUUUCAAGUUCCCCAACAGCCGUACACUUCGGCGCAAGUGGUUAGACGCGUUCACGCCAUCAGAGAAAGUGACCAUCGAUUCGGUGGUAUGCAGUCGCCACUUCCUGGAGGGCGAGUACGAGCUGGUGAGGGGCAAGAAGCGGUUGAAGGCGAAAGUGGUACCUAGCGUGUUCAAUGACGAUAAAGCGAUAUCAUCGAAAAACAUUGAUUCAACAAAUGAUUCGGACAAAAACAAAGAAAUUCCCGCCAAAACGAAAGACAACUGUACCACAGAUAAAGGAAAAAAAACGAAGAGCCAUAAAAAAGAUGUAAAAACGCCAGCCAGUACAAACAGUGAAUUGUGUAAUAGUAUUGUUAGAAGAACAGAUCCCAGCACAACAGCCAUCGAUUCAGAAGCGAAUAAUGAUAUAGAAGACGUUAUAACUAACUAUCACAUAAAACAAAUAAGGCCAUUGAACAAACACAGGAAAAUUAAUGACAUGGACAGCGGUCAAUUGGAAAAUACAGUUCAAAAUGAUAUAUUGAAGCAAACGAAGACCAGAGAAACGGCAACACAGGAUCAGGACUGUGGAUUUGAAAAUGGGGAGACGGAUGUUAUUGAUGUUGAUAAUUUACAUGAACCUGUUUUCGUUGAAAUGGACGUUGAUAACGAAAUUGAUGAUGAGCCGUCUACCCGAGAUUGUCUGAUGCUGCUCGAGUGUAUAGAGUGCGUUGUGGACCCCAACAGCCUCAUGUUCCAGGACAAUGAUCUCGAGGCCAACGCGGAUAGCAGCUCGGAUGUUGUGGAUUUGGGGGAGAAAAAAGAAGAUCCGAUAAGCCUUUUAACGUCGAGCGACGAAGACGAAGUCAUAAUCGAGGAGCCGCACAUCGACACAGUCGAAGUGUCCGACGAAACCGACGAAGACGACAUGCCGCUCGUGAAACUAGUCGACAAGAGGCCGAAGAAAUCCAAAAAGACGAAAUCGAAAUCCAAAACAAAAUCUAAAUCGAAAACGAAAUCGAAAUCCGAGCACGCGUCCGAACAUAGCCCAGAGAAAAUCAUGUGGGGGUUAUACGAAUACUAUUGCGUCGAAUGCCAUUUUCGGACCACAAGCAAAUCCGAAUUCAAGAAACACGCAACAGAACACCCGACUGUUAUACAAAUAUGCCAAAUGUGUGGUUACACGACGGCCAGCAAGGCGCAAUUCGCUCGACACAAACGAAAACACCUAGACGAUAAGAAAUUCAAGUGCCAUUUAUGUGAUUAUAAAGCUAGACACAACAUGAGUCUCAUAUAUCACUUAAAGUCCCACGAUAGUGUACGUAUAGUGAACGCGAAACGAGGAUUCCGUUGUGAGAAGUGCAACUUCCAGUCUGAUGUGAAAACGAGCCUAUUGAAGCACAUCCGUCUGUGUACAACGGACUCGAAGAAGUAUGUGUGUGAUAAAUGUAGUUAUGAAACCAAGAGGAAGUCCGAUUUGAGCAGACAUAAGAUGAGACGGCAUAAGGAGGCGAAUGAGGAGGGAGAUGAUGACUACGUCCCCCCCUAAUUGGUUAAAUCAUAUGUUUGAAUCGUCAAACAUUACCCAGAAACUCUGAUGUGUUUGUGAUAUUAUGUACUAAAUCGGUUUGGAGACGUUUUUGCGUUUGUAGUUGUGCACCGUCAGCAGAUAAAUAAAUAUAUUUUUUUAUAUAUAUGUACAUAAAUAUUAAAUGUCAUUUUUCAUUAUAAAUGUCUUCAAGUCCAGACAUUUCGAAAUCAGAUAAAUUAUUUAUGUAAAUGAUAAUUCGUUCUUAUAUUGUAUAUAAUCAUCUCUGCCUUGAUUGUUUCGUUGGUCUAGUGGUUUGAUGUGAGGCCGCAGACCCGGAGGUCCUGGGUUCAAUUCCCAGGUCGAGCCAAUGAAAAGUUAUUGGGUUUUUCUGUCAGAAAUUUCUCAGUAGCAGCCUGGAAGUUGGAACUGUGUUCACUCCCGUGCCUCAGAAAGCACGUACAGCCGUUGGUCCUGCGCCUGAACUCUUUCCGGUCGUGUCGGAUUGCCGUCCCAUCGGAUUAUGAGAGUGAGGGAAUAGAGAGUGCACGUGUGUUUGCGCCCACACUUGUGCACUAUAAUAUCUCCUGCGCAGUUGGCUAAUCUCUCUCGAGAUUGGCCGCCGUGGCGGAAAUCGGUCUGAAGGACGUUAUUAAAUUGUUAUUUAUAAUCAUCUCUGCCCUGAUAGUUUCUGCUCUUCAGUAGUAUGUAGACAAACAAUUCUCCAUUCGUCUACAUUUAUAAAUUUUUCUUCUAUUGUAAUAAUAGUAUUAAUAUCCAUUGUAACAAUCAUUGUAACGAUUUAUGAGAAAAUAUUAAUAAACAAAAUGACACUUCUAACGCUACUCAUACGAGUGUUCGACGAACGUAGCCAGUUUAAACUGGUUAAUUCCACUUUUAUUCACAGUGUAUUAAAGCUAUUACAUACGCGAAAACGUCUCCAAGCCGAUUAAACCGUAUCUUGAUGGAGAUGAAAGUGGAAUGUAAUGUAUCAUUUUUAUGAUGAUUUGAUCCAUGUAAUCAUUUUUGACGAAACUUUGGUUAUUAUUGUGUAUAUUAGACUAGUGGACCUAAACCAAAGUUUGGUUAAAACGCAGAAAAGCGAAUCUGCUUUUAUAAUUCAUCUUGUGUAUCGAUGCAGGAAUGUAUUUGUAUCGUAGCUGCUCCCCCCAAUGGGAUGACGUCUGUUCCCAGCUGUGGGACAUUCACGUUAUAUGUAGCGAUUAAAAAUUGCAAGAUUUAAUGAAUUCAUACCAUCUCGACUAAGUCAGUACUUUAUGUGUAUAGAUUAUAUAAAACAGUUAUAAUAAUACUAAUAAAUGUCACUUGUUCGACGAAAAUGAAACAUAGGUCGACGAAACGACGAAAUCAAAAGAAAUCCACGAAAAUCUAAGCGCUGUAAAUAUAAUUAAAGCUUUAAUUUAAAGAUUUUACCAUUAAAUAUUCUCGUCCAUUGCUCAACAGUCUUUUCUUUAUAGACUGUCAGUAUUAAGUAUUUUAAUUUUCUUUUGUAUUAAAAACAAUAUGUUUAUAAUAAGUUGUAAGUUUAUGAAGAGAACAGCGCGG
Nymphalis io (European peacock) is the source of this 3314-nucleotide messenger RNA. RefSeq names its product RE1-silencing transcription factor B-like. The coding region runs from base 186 to 1769 and encodes 527 amino acids. The record is from RefSeq and is a predicted model, not a curated record. The transcript is spliced from 7 exons. Lineage: Eukaryota; Metazoa; Arthropoda; Insecta; Lepidoptera; Nymphalidae. Gene Ontology annotation, molecular function: RNA polymerase II transcription regulatory region sequence-specific DNA binding; DNA-binding transcription factor activity, RNA polymerase II-specific. Gene Ontology annotation, biological process: regulation of transcription by RNA polymerase II.